This is a messenger RNA of Drosophila takahashii, 1530 nucleotides long. RefSeq lists its product as uncharacterized. Lineage: Eukaryota; Metazoa; Arthropoda; Insecta; Diptera; Drosophilidae. The record is from RefSeq and is a predicted model, not a curated record.
CGUCGGUCGAAGAAGCGAACACAACGCGGCUGCGCAUGCGCGUGGAUCAUGUACGGAUCGGACGUGCCUAAAAUUCGCAAUUCAAAUAUUGCCUGAAGAACGGUGACCAUAAAAGAGUUCUACCGCAAGUGACAAGUGACACAUAGACAAACAAAUUUAAAUUUAUAUCCCCAAACCAAAAAAGCAUGCGUGAACGCAGUCAAACGACCCCAAGAAGGCGUCGAGCGGGUCCCAAACAGGCCUUACCACCCGGCAGCUCCUCCGAGGGGGUGGGCGCCCUCGAAUCCCCCUACUACACCAUUGACAACACGGAGGAUAUUUAUGGCACCACCUUGCUGCCCUCGCAGCGCUGCUAUGUGGAUCCCUGGGAUCUGGAGAACUAUGAUUAUGUGCGCAAGAAGAUCGAUGAUGUCACCGGUCAGGAGGCGGUUGAACCCGCCUACGGGGGCGUAGGGGGUAACUCCCUGACCCCCAGUCCCACUUAUGGUUAUGGAAUGGGAGUGGGCGGAGGAGUGGGAGUGGGCAUGUCCGCCACAAUGCCACGACCCCACACCCAAAGCCGUCGUGUGUCGCGUGCUCAAUGCCAACUGGAGUGCUGUGUGCCCCAGAGGACUCGUCGCCGAAGCCGCAGUGCCCGCAAGGAGCCACUCUAUACGGCCAGGAGCGAUAUCUAUGGGGCGCCCAGUCGCUAUGAGGACUACAUGGCCACCAUGACCAGGCAGUUGCAGUUGGACAACGGCCAGGAGGAGGAGGAGGAGGUGGAGCCGGAGGACCUUUAUGGCGAGGAGCAGCAACAACUGUACAAUGGCUUCGGAGGCUUCUCCAGUGCCAGUUCCACGGAGCACCCCUCCUCAAUAGGGGAUGAACGGCCCCUGCCCCAACGAAGAGCGGCCACCCUGCAGCGUCGCUCGGUUCCCAGUCAGAUUAACAAGAGCAACAACAACAUCGGAGGGGGCUAUGGAACUGCCCCCCAUCCGAGGCGCAAGCGAAGCGGUAAGACGGCGCCCCUGUGCGCCCCACCGCAGAUCGAUUUUCCCGCCCCGCCGCCACUUUCGCCCGCCUACGACUAUUGCAAUCCCUACGCUACACUGCCGUACUGCAGCAUACCGGAUUGCAGUGAAUGUCAGCAGCAAAUCUACGCCGCACCUUCCACCCUCUACGGAACCAUGGGCGGCGGCGGAGGAGGAGGAAGGGAUGGGUCCCGGGCCAGGGGCUCUUCACCCCAUUCCAGCGGCGGCGACUCGUCGCUCUACUCGGGAAUUUACGCCCGUAAAUUCGGACUGAGCAAGAAGGGUCUGCUGCAGAUCGACUACUCGUGCAGUUGGAACGACUUGGACAGGGUGAUGCAGCGCCAUUUUUGAGAUCCACGGGUCAUUGGCCUUCGGGUGCUUGGGAUAGGGUUACACACCAUCACGUUUGCACCGACCAGCGAACAGAAACAUUAUUGUACUUAAGUCAUUUUGCAUAUAAAAUAAAAAACCACAACACACAUACACACACAAGACCAAAUAACUUAACAUGUUUGUCGUA